UCACGUGUUGUUAACCUCAAAACCAGUCCCACGUUUGCCAUCAGGAUUUAAAAAAUGGUUCGUAAGAAGAUUGACAACAGAAUUCGUGUUUUAAUCGAGAAUGGAGUUGCUGAGGGCCAUCGUACAUUUUUCACGGUUAUCGGUGAAAAGGCGAGAGAUCAGGUUGUUCUCCUGCAUCACAUGCUUUCAAAAACCGUAGUGAAAGCCCGUCCCUCGAUCCUCUGGUGCUACAAGAAGGACUUGGGGUUCAGCAGUCAUCGCCAGAAGCGCCAGAAGAAAAUCGAGAAAAAAGUGAAAUCCGGAAAAGUGGAUAUAAACGAGGAUGACCCCUUCGAACUGUUCGUGGCCUCUGCAAAAAUCCGUUAUUGCUACUACAACGAGACCCACAAGAUCCUGGGUAACACCUUCGGCAUGUGCAUUCUUCAGGACUUCGAGGCCCUCACUCCGAAUCUUCUGGCUCGAACCAUCGAGACUGUCGAGGGUGGAGGAAUUAUUGUAUUACUCCUGCAAUCAGUGAAUUCCCUCAAACAACUCUACACAAUGAGUAUGGACGUGCACCAGAGGUACCGUACCGAGGCCCACCAGGACGUCGUCUGCAGAUUCAACGAGCGCUUCCUCCUGUCCUUGGCGUCCUGCAAUCGUUGCCUAGUGGUAGACGAUCAGCUGAGAGUUCUCCCUAUCUCCUCGAAGAAUUUAAAAAUCGAGGCAGUCCCCAGGGUGCCCUCCACCGAGGAAGACUUGGAAUUAAAUGCCCUUAAGGAGAGUUUUCAGGACACCCAGCCAGUGUCCUCCCUCAUAAACUGCUGCAAAACCGUGGACCAGGGGAAGGCACUCCUGAAGUUUAUCGAGAGCAUCUCCGAAAAGACCCUGCGCUCCACAGUCUCCCUGACGGCAGCUAGGGGUCGAGGAAAAUCAGCCACAUUGGGUCUGGCAAUUGCAGGAGCUGUUGCCUUCGGCUACUCCAACAUCUACAUCUCCAGCCCCAGUCCUGAGAAUCUCAACACUCUUUUUGAGUUUAUUGUCAAGGGCUUCGAGGCUCUGGCCUACGAGGAUCGACACGACUAUGAUCUCAUCCAAUCGACAAAUCCGGAGUUCAAUAAAGCCACAAUCAGGAUUGACGUCCACAGAGACCAUCGUCAGACGAUUCAGUAUAUUCAUCCCACAGAUGCUCAUAAGCUCAGUCAAGCUGAGCUCCUGGUUAUCGAUGAAGCCGCGGCCAUUCCCCUGUCGUACGUCAGGGCAAUGCUAGGGCCUUACCUAGUGUUCCUGGCUUCGACGAUUAACGGAUACGAGGGCACAGGUAGGUCCCUAUCCCUGAAACUCCUACAGCAGUUGAGAAGUUCAACAGCUGCUCCCAACUCUCAUGACAAGAAAAAUGAAAAAUUCCUGGGACGACAGCUGUAUGAAUUGACACUCGACGAGUCGAUUCGUUACAAACCUGGGGACAACGUCGAGGAGUGGCUGACGAAUCUUCUGUGUCUCGACGCUGUAACUCAUGCCCCGGUUCUGUCAGGCUGUCCACCUCCAGAUGUCUGUCAACUGUAUUAUAUCAAUCGAGAUACUUUAUUCUCGUAUCACAAGGCCUCAGAGUUAUUUCUGCAGAGGCUAGUGGCUUUGUACGUAGCGUCUCAUUACAAGAAUAGCCCCAACGACCUGCAGAUGAUGUCAGACGCACCUGCGCAUCAUUUAUUCUGCCUCUUGGGGCCUGUGGAUCCUAAUAGAAAAAGUCUUCCUGAGAUUCUUGUGGUGAUUCAGGUGUGUCUCGAGGGUGAAAUCAGCAAGACAACGAUUUCUGAAGGUCUGGGUAGGGGGAAACGAGCGUCUGGCGAUCUCAUCCCGUGGACGAUUGCCCAGCAGUACCAGGAUAACGAUUUCCCCAGACUCGCUGGAGCAAGAAUCGUCAGAAUAGCCACUCAUCCCGAUUAUCACAGCAUGGGAUAUGGCCGGAGGGCCCUAGAUCUUCUGAAGCAAUAUUACGAGAUGAAAAUACCGAAUAUCGAGGAGGUCGAGGAUAACGAGAUUACGAGGGUCGAGGAGGAGCAAGUGGAUCUCCUCGAGGAGAGGAUUGAACCCAGAGCUUCACUCCCUCCAUUGCUCCUUAAUUUAAAUGAGAGGAGGCCUGAGAGACUGGAUUACCUCGGCGUGUCCUUUGGACUCACUGAGAGGCUCUUAAAAUUCUGGAAGCGUUCAGGGUUCGUUCCUGUUUACCUCAGGCAAACUACCAAUGACAUCACUGGAGAACACUCUUGCAUUAUGAUCAGUAAAAUAAAUUCUGAAGAGGGUCAGGACUUCGAAUGGCUCGAGGCGUUCUGGAAGGACUUCAGGAGAAGAUUCAUCAGUCUAUUGUCCUAUGGGUUUUCCUCGUAUUCUCCUGCUCUCGCUCUCGGGCUCCUGAGUAAUAAAUCCUUCCAGGGGGAGACCACCAUAAUCAAGAAGGACAUGCUGGACGUUUAUUUCACGCCUUAUGACCUGAAGAGGCUGGAAGGAUACUCCAAAAAUAUGGUGGACUAUCAUUUAAUUAUGGAUCUGCUGCCAGCUUUAUCUAGACUUUAUUUCCUGGGUCUUAUGGGUGAUACUAAAUUGUCAGCUGUCCAGGAGGCAAUUCUCCUGGGCGUUGGUCUCCAGCAGAAAACUAUAGAUAAAUUGGCAGAGGAGCUGGGCCUACCGUCAUCUCAGCUUCUUGGAUUAUUUAAUAGAAUCAUCAGGAGGUGCAUGCAGUACUUGAAUGGAGUGGCUGAGGAGUUCGUGGAGAAAACGAUGAUUGUUAGGGAGCAAAGGGAUGACGUGAAAGUUGAUGCUCAGGUGGGGAAGAGUCUCCAGGUGGAGUUGGAUCAGGCUGCCAAGGAGCUCAAGCACAAGCAGAUGGUGGAGCUCGAGAGGCUCAAGAAGGAGAAUUUUGAACAGUAUGCUAUUAAAGGGAGUGAAGAGGAGUGGAGUAAUGUGUUAAAGGCAAAGGGUAGCAAGAGUUUGAUUUCAGUUAAAAGUGGGGAGAAAAGGGCCUCUGAUAUCUCGGAAGGAAAUUUUCAGGAGCGCGAGGGAAAAAAAAAGAAGAAGAAACGCUUCUCAAAGUGAUUAGGAUGUAGAUUUUUUUUUUUUGAUUAUCAGGUUGAGAGUGGAGAAUGAUUUUGUAUAAUAAAGGCAGUUUAUUUUA
Molecule: messenger RNA, 3151 nt
Organism: Fopius arisanus
Lineage: Eukaryota; Metazoa; Arthropoda; Insecta; Hymenoptera; Braconidae
Product: RNA cytidine acetyltransferase l(1)G0020
Exons: 2
Coding region: 55-3072 (1005 amino acids)
Biological process (GO): rRNA acetylation involved in maturation of SSU-rRNA
Cellular component (GO): nucleolus; 90S preribosome
Molecular function (GO): ATP binding; tRNA binding; 18S rRNA cytidine N-acetyltransferase activity
Source: RefSeq, a predicted model, not a curated record